CGUCAGCAUCCACAUCUAUUUGCCUACUUAUAACCGCUUUCUUUCUGUGCUCGUGUGAAUCAGCAAAUGUCAAACUCCAGAGAAAUGAAACAACUGAGAUGGAAGAAAUGCUCAAUGAUGCUGAAUACGAAAUGUUCGGGGAUGUAAGAAUUGCUGUGGAAAGAAUAAUCAAGAGUUAUGACGAUGCAAUUCGUGAAAAUCGAAAUGCAACUAAUCAGUAUGAAUCAGAAACAAAGGCACAAGUAAGAGUAGUAAGAAAGUUAUUAAAGACCAAGAGACGUUUCAGGAAAUUUAUGAAAUGCCAGGAAAGUUACACCGCUGACCACAGCCUACUAGAUGCUUACAAUUAUUUAUUCGAAGAAAUGAAAAGACUGAAAUAUCAAUACAUAAGCUUUGCAGUGAAUACUGACAAUCAAAUAUAUGAAGCUGAGCACCUCAUUCAUAAGUAUACAAAAAAAGUGAAAGAAACGAGAUACGGUCCAAGAAACAAAGGUUGCAAUGCCUUUCUAACUCCAACUGAAAUUCAAGAUGAAAGUAAGUUACUGUUUGCAUAGUUCAUAAGUACUGAAUAUGCUGCCUAGAAUGAUAUCUAGAAGUCUUCAUUUCCAAUGUUCAUAUCAGAGAUGACCUCAACUACAACAGAAAAAAAUAAGUCAGUACUUAUCACAGGAAUCUCUGGAUUUCUUUCAAAUUUAUAAAAGAAAAUAGUUCAGUUGUGAAGAUCUCUUUCUUGGUUCCUGUAUGAUGCUGACAACCAGAAAUUUAUUCCUUCUCACAGGCCGAUAAAUAAAAACAAUUAUACUCUAUACAAAUGUCAUAAGUCUUG
Molecule: messenger RNA, 826 nt
Organism: Trichobilharzia regenti
Lineage: Eukaryota; Metazoa; Platyhelminthes; Trematoda; Strigeidida; Schistosomatidae
Source: the annotation of a GenBank genome assembly